Saccoglossus kowalevskii is the source of this 2612-nucleotide messenger RNA. RefSeq names its product eEF1A lysine and N-terminal methyltransferase-like. Lineage: Eukaryota; Metazoa; Hemichordata; Enteropneusta; Harrimaniidae. The record is from RefSeq and is a predicted model, not a curated record.
GCCUGGUCAACUUGUUCGUACACUUCCGGUUGCAUGUGUCUCACAGCUCUAUGUUUUUAAGGAUACAAGAACCCAGUGAACUGACUUACUUGCUGUUUAAAUGGAUCUGCUACCAUCAUCCCAUGCGGAAUUCAGUUCCUCGAAGUACUGGGACUCAUUCUUCAAAAAGAGGGGCCAGGCAGCGUUUGAAUGGUAUGGGGAAUAUCCUGAAUUGAGUCAAGUCUUACAUAAAUACAUCAAACCUGUUGAUAAAGUAUUGGUUGUGGGGUGUGGUAAUUCAAGACUCAGUGAACAGCUUUAUGAUAUUGGUUAUUAUAAUAUUAUUAAUAUUGAUAUCAGUGACAUAGUUAUAAAGCAAAUGAAAUCAAGAAAUGCAGAAAAAAGGCCAAAAAUGGUUUAUCAAAAUAUGGACAUGUUAAAUAUGGAGUACACUGACAGUGAGUUUAAUGUAGUUUUAGAUAAAGGCACAUUAGAUGCCCUGAUGACGGAUGAUACUCCAGAUGUACAAGAACAAGUUAACAAGAUGUUUGCAGAGAUUAAUAGAAUAUUAAAGAUUGGUGGGCGUUAUAUUUGUAUAUCUUUAGCACAGGGUCAUAUUUUACAGAAAUUAUUGACCUACUUUCCAGAUGAAGGUUGGAUGGUGAGAGUUCACAAAGUUGAACAAAACAUAUCAAGUGAUACCACCAAAAGAGACUUUCAACUUCCAACAUUUGCUUUUGUAUGUACAAAGUUUAAAAGUGUACCACAAAUGGAAAACAAGUUACUUGAAGUAUGUAUGGAUGACAGUGGUAAACUGAACAGAGUGAAAACAACUCUAGAUGUCAUGAAAGCUGUGGAAGAACAACAGCAUUAUGCAAUGAUUAGACAAAGUUUAGUUAACAAAAGUCAUAUUGAUGAAGAUAUCUCGUUGGAUCUUUGUGUCAGUUCUUCUGAUAUCCCAAGAUAUACCCUACACAUAGUUGACAACUUACAUGCCAGGCGUCAUCACCAAAUAUUUGCUGUUUUUAUUGUCCCACAAGGAAGGGAAACUGAAUGGUUAUUUGGUGACAGAGAAGGCAGAAAACAACUUGCAGACUCAGCGGGAUUUAAGAGACUUAUUGUGGUUUUGUUACAUCGAGAACAUAAGUAUGAUAAUAUGGACAGUAUUAAAAGUGAAUUAUCAAGUAAAGUCAUGGAAUUAUCGCCAACUGGCAUGGAUAGACAGUUACAGGUGCCAUUUCUCUCAGUAGGUCAAGAUAUAGGUCAACGAACUAUUAAGUAUGAAGGUCACAGUGCCCUAAGUGGCAAGUUUGUUGUGGAGGAUGUUGAAGGUGAUAAUAAACAGAUUUUGAGACGACUGGUUUUUUACAGUAAUAAGAAUAUAGUACAAUCAGAAUCCAGACUUAUACAGGAGAUAAAAAGGAAAGCUAAAAGUAGGAAGAAAAAAACAUUAGUGGUUGUUGAUCACAGUUAUCUCGCCUGUCAACAUCAUGUUGCUAUGGUAUCGGGCAUAUCUCUCUAUCAGUGCUUCACAUCGUCUAUUUCUGUUGACGUCGUUGAGUUGGAUUCUGCCAUUGUUGAAGUUGCUACCAAAUGGUUUGGUUUUGUUGAAGAUGAACGAAUGAAAAUAUAUGUUGGAGAUGGUUUGAAGUUUAUUGAAAACAAAGCUUUGCAGGGAAGUGAGAAUGUUUAUGAUAUAAUAAUGUUUGAUAUUGAUAGUAAAGAUAAGACGCGUGGAAUUAGCAGUCCACCGACGGAAUUUAUACAAAAGGAUUUCUUAGAAAAAGUUGCCAAAAUUCUUCAUGACAAUGGUUUGUUUAUUCUCAACUUAGUAUGCCGUGAUAAGGAACUAAAGAAAUCAAUUUUAGAUGAUUUGAAGAUUAUUUUCCCAAGAAUAUACUGUAAUAAGAUUGAGGAUGAAGUUAAUGAGAUUAUAUAUAUCUCAAAACAGGGCGAUAUUGAGAAACAUGAAAUGUCCAAGAUAGUACAACAAAGCAAAGAUAAUGCCAAACAUUUGGAGACUGUUGCCAGGCAACAUACUGAUACGUGGGAUAGUGAUGUGGAUCUUGCUUCACAACUAGACAAUCUGGAAAUCUUUUAAAUGUAGAAAUGUUGUUAUUGCCAGUGAAUUAUUGCAUAUGCCAUUAACAACAACACAUUUUGCUUAUUGCUUAACACCUUGCAUUCCUGUUCCCAUUCCCGUUCAAUUCAGCUAAUCGUAGAGACUUUCAGCGGGUGUAGUGAUAAUAAUUUGAAAUGAAAACUAAUGAUGAAGCAUUGUCUUUUAUUCAUACUCUGUAUCAAGUAAAUGGAUCAAAUGUAGUAGAGGCAAUAGAAAGAAUAGCAAGAAUUUAGAUCAAUUUUCGAAUCGCAAGGACCCAUGUGUGAUUCUGGUGGCGUAUUUGAUCUCUGUAGUACAACUAUUCUGAUUGGUCUUGCUGGUAAAACAUCUGUCCAAUCAGAGUUGCCCUAGCAUUUAGCAAUAGACAUAAAACAAAAUAGUGAGUGUUGAAUUGCCAUAGAGGGCGUACUUUAACACACUCUCAUUAAACAGGAUCUACCAAGGUAAUAGUGGUGAGAAGAUGACCUUGGCUGGCAAAAUAAAUUCAGAAUAAUAAACAGAUCUAUAAGAU